Messenger RNA from Acipenser ruthenus (sterlet), 1044 nucleotides. RefSeq names its product starch-binding domain-containing protein 1-like. Bases 1 to 1044 code for a protein of 347 amino acids. Gene Ontology annotation, cellular component: membrane. The transcript is spliced from 2 exons. The record is from RefSeq and is a predicted model, not a curated record. NCBI's taxonomy places the organism in Eukaryota, Metazoa, Chordata, Actinopteri, Acipenseriformes, Acipenseridae. Gene Ontology annotation, molecular function: starch binding.
AUGAUUAGUGGAUUUGGGCCGUCAGUACUUCUGGGGAUUAUCGUGGUGCUGUCGGCAUGGGCAUUAUUCAUAAUACAGAGGAAUAUCUUUGGUCAAAAAGGCAAAAGAAAUGCAGGAGAAACUGGAGCGGAGAGGCUUCCUGCUGAGGCUGAGGAAAAGACGGACGUGAAAAGCACAGGCAAUUUGGAAAGUCCCUGCAUCAAAGAAGCAACAGAUCAUCUGACGAAAAAUGGGGGCAACAUACAAGAGUCCAAAGAGACAUCCUGUGUUGAGGAACCCAUGCAAGAGGAAGAUGCUGCAGCAAGCACUGACAGUGGUUCUACAUCACCGAACGAAAUGGACCUGCCUUCUGUUGAAGGACACCAUACUUGCACUGUGCCUGGUAGUAAUGAGCAUUUGAGUGAGAAAAAUCAAACUCGGCUCCCAAAAAAAGAAGCGACGGUAACGGGCAGGAAAAUGACGGGCUCUAAAGCGGAUAUGAACAGUGCAUGGGAACCCAGUAUGGAAAAAACUGAAAUAAGCAUCAUGGAGGCAACAAUGAAUGACAAUGAGUGGCUGAAGGGGCUUGACGACAACUCUGAUGGAGUUCUGCAUGGCGGAGAGAGUACAAAAAUGCAGGACGCGCAAUCGGGCGUUCACACAGAUUCAAGAGCGAAAGAAGAGAGCGCGCGGGGAGACCUGGACACCGCAGGUAUACAGGAGUCUGUGCAGACCAGUAAGAAGAUUUUGGCUGUGUCACCAAUGCCACAGAAUGUCGGUGUGUCUUUCCGUGUGCACUAUAUUACUCGUUCACCGUUCCAGUUGAUUGCUGUUACUGGGAACCACAGGGAGCUUGGAAACUGGGAGAACUACGUGCCUCUAAGGCAGGAUAAAGAUGGAUUUUGGUGCAAUUCCGUUACCCUACCGGCUGAUGUGAAGAUGGAAUGGAAGUUUGUGAUGGUGGAGAAUGGCAAGAUCAAGCGCUGGGAAGAGUGUUUCAACAGAUGUUUGGAAACCACCCAUGAUGACAUUCAAGCGCACACAUGGUGGGGAUGUCACGUGUAA